Erpetoichthys calabaricus (reedfish) is the source of this 1880-nucleotide messenger RNA. RefSeq names its product zona pellucida sperm-binding protein 4-like. Gene Ontology annotation, cellular component: egg coat. Gene Ontology annotation, molecular function: structural constituent of egg coat; acrosin binding. Gene Ontology annotation, biological process: prevention of polyspermy; binding of sperm to zona pellucida. The record is from RefSeq and is a predicted model, not a curated record. NCBI's taxonomy places the organism in Eukaryota, Metazoa, Chordata, Cladistia, Polypteriformes, Polypteridae. The coding region runs from base 16 to 1851 and encodes 611 amino acids. The transcript is spliced from 15 exons.
UGGUGGAUUCACAGCAUGGCGCGUUUGGAAUUCUGGUGUAUUUGCUGGCUGGUCUUGUGCGUAUCUGUUGUGAGAUUUGUGUCAGGGGAUGUGUUUGUGAUUAAGAAAUGUGACGGUUUCAAGACGAUGACGCUGUCCUUUCAUGGCUCUCCGACUGUUUAUCUUCAGAAGACGAGAGGCGGGCAGGUAAAGGUGACCAAAGAUCUUCCAGGAAUCGUUGUCCAUGUAAAGUUUGGCCGCACCACACUAAAGGUGCCCUAUUCUUCCCAUUAUGGUUACAUGUCUCAGCAGCAUUCCCAGUAUGUCCUGGUCAUUGCCUUUGGACGUCCCUCUAACUGGAGAACGUUCACAUGCCCUAAAAUAGAACGGGAACCUGUUCUUCUUGAUGCUGUAAGCAGUGUUACUGAGAGAUGCACCAUGGCAAACCAUGAAAAGCUGCCUUGUGGAGGGUCUUCAUCCAUCACUCAAGCAGACUGUGAAGCUAACAACUGUUGCUAUGAUUUGAGCAGCAGCACCAGUCCAUGCUACUAUGCUGAUGAUGUGACUGUGCAGUGCACCCUGGAUGGCCAGUUUGUGGUGGUGGUGUCUGAGAAUGUGACCCUUCCUCCCCUGGAUCUUGGGUCCAUCCAGUUGGUGGACAGCAGUUGCAGCCCUGUGACCAGCCUGUCCAGCUUUGUCGUGUACCAGUUUCCAGUCAGUGCCUGUGGCAGCACAGUUCAGGUGUCUGGUGGCAAUGUGACUUACCAGAACACCAUGUCUGCUGCCAUCACUGUGAGGAGUGGUCCAGAGGGCUCCAUCACCAGGGACAGUGUCUACAAGUUGUUCUUCCAGUGCACCUAUUUGGGAAGCCAGGAUGUGCAAGUGGAGGCUGAGGUGUAUACUGUGGCACCACCUCUUCCAGUAGUAGAGCAAGGGCCAUUUGACCUGGAAUUGGUCAUUGCUACAGAUUCCUCCUAUGGCUCCUACUAUGUGGAUGCUGACUACCCAGUGACCAAAACUCUGAGGGAUCCUGUGGCUGUGGAAGUGCACAUCAUGAACAGGACUGACCCUAACCUUGUUCUGACUCUUGGGGACUGCUGGGUCACCCCAGGACCUUCUACUUCCAGCCAGCCCCAGUGGAGCCUUCUGGUGAAUGGGUGCCCAUACACAGGGGACAACUAUUUGACCAGCUUGGUGACUGUGGACAGCACAUCUGGAGUGGCCUACCCAAGUCAUUACAAGAGAUUUGUCUUUGAGAUGUUUGCUUUUGUGGAUCCUGUUGCUCAGCAAGCCUUGGCUGAAAAGAUCUUCAUCUACUGUGUUGCUGCUGCCUGCUAUCCCUCUGCCACAGACCCCUGUACUCAGAGCUGCCCUGCAAGAAGAUCUGGCAGAGCUGCAGACAAGUUGGCACGAAUUGCUUCAUCCAGGAAGAAUGUGCUCCUUCACAGUGGUCCUGUUGUUCUUGAGGCUGACCAGGUGCUAACUUCCAGACUCCAGCAGCAAGGAUCGGGCAGAGCUGCAGACAAGUUGGCACAAAUACAUUCAUCCAGGAAGAAUGUGCUCCUUCACAGUGGUCCUGUCGUCAUGGAGGCUGACCAGGUGCAAACAUCCAGGCUGAAGCAUGAAGGAUCGGGCAGAGCUGCAGACAAGUUGGCACAAAUACAUUCAUCCAGGAAGAAUGUGCUCCUUCACAGUGGUCCUGUCGUCAUGGAGGCUGACCAGGUGCAAACAUCCAGGCUGAAGCAUGAAGCCCCUUUUCCUACUGGAUACCUGGUGCUGGGAGUUGCAGUUGCCAUGCUGAUGGUGGUCCUGAUUUUGGCUGUAGUUGCUGUGAGGAGGUUGAACAGUCAAAAAGUGAAUCUGAAAUUUUAAUAAACCUUUUUUGGGGUACAAAAUUUGAC